AUGUUUGUUUAUAAAAGAGAUGGACGUAAGGAACGGGUGCAGUUCGACAAGAUCACAGCUCGCGUAUCUAGGCUCUGCUAUGGCCUGGAUCCGGAGCAUGUCGAUGCUGCAGCUAUCACCCAGAAGGUCAUAUCUGGGGUUUAUCAAGGAGUAACGACCGUCGAACUCGACAACUUGGCAGCUGAGACUGCUGCGUAUAUGACCGUAACUCAUCCAGAUUAUGCCACCCUUGCUGCCCGGAUAGCUGUAUCCAACCUCCACAAGCAAACGAAGAAACAGUUCUCUUCCGUGAUAGAUGACCUGUACCAUUACCACAACCCGAAAAACCAACGACCUGCCCCGAUGAUAUCGCAGACUACGUACGAAACAGUGAUGCGUCAUGCAGAUGAAUUUAAUUCCGCUAUUGUCUAUGAUCGUGACUUCAACUACCAAUACUUUGGAUUCAAGACUCUGGAGCGGUCUUACUUGCUUCGAAUUAACGGCAAAGUUGCGGAACGCCCGCAACACAUGAUCAUGCGUGUUGCUGUUGGCAUCCACGGAGAUGAUGUAGAAAGAGUCAUCGAAACAUAUAAUCUCAUGUCCCAGAAAUUCUUCACACAUGCUUCUCCAACCCUUUUCAAUGCUGGUACCCCUCAGCCUCAGAUGGCUUCUUGUUUCCUAAUCGACAUGAAGGAGGACAGUAUUGAGGGUAUUUAUGACACUUUGAAGACUUGUGCUUUGAUUUCAAAAACUGCUGGUGGUAUUGGUCUCAACAUUCACCGCAUUCGUGGCACUGGCUCUUACAUCGCUGGAACAAAUGGGUCCUCAAAUGGAAUCGUUCCUAUGCUCCGCGUUUUCAACAACACUGCCAGAUAUGUCGACCAGGGUGGCAACAAGCGGCCAGGAGCUUUCGCUAUUUACCUAGAGCCAUGGCACACCGAUAUCUUUGAGUUUUUGGAUCUUCGUAAGAACCAUGGUAAGGAAGAAGUCCGGGCUCGCGAUCUCUUCCUUGCUCUCUGGACGCCUGAUUUGUUUAUGAAGCGUGUUGAGAAAAACGGCGAAUGGACUCUGUUUUGCCCCAAUGAAGCACCAGGGCUAGCUGAUGUUUAUGGCGACGAGUUUGAGGCACUUUACGAAAAGUACGAAAAGGAAGGCAGAGGCAAGAAGACUGUAAAAGCCCAGAAACUCUGGUACGCCAUUCUUGAAGCUCAAACAGAGACAGGAAACCCCUUUAUGCUUUACAAGGACUCUUGCAACAGAAAGAGCAACCAAAAGAACCUGGGCACAAUUCGAAGCUCUAAUCUAUGUACUGAAAUCAUCGAAUAUUGCUCACCAGAUGAAGUUGCGGUUUGCAACUUGGCAUCUAUUGCGUUGCCCACUUUUGUUGAUCCUAUCCGGGGAGAGUAUGACUUCGGCAAACUCCAUGAAUUGAGGAAGCGAAACGAAGCAACUUCCGCCAUCGUCCCAUUGCUUGUGGUGUACAGGGUCUUGCGGAUGCUUUCCUUGCUCUGCGACUUCCAUUUGAUUCCCCUGAAGCAAAACAGUUGA
Molecule: messenger RNA, 1527 nt
Organism: Histoplasma mississippiense
Lineage: Eukaryota; Fungi; Ascomycota; Eurotiomycetes; Onygenales; Ajellomycetaceae
Product: ribonucleoside-diphosphate reductase large subunit
Exons: 5
Coding region: 1-1527 (508 amino acids)
Biological process (GO): deoxyribonucleotide biosynthetic process; DNA replication
Cellular component (GO): ribonucleoside-diphosphate reductase complex
Molecular function (GO): ribonucleoside-diphosphate reductase activity, thioredoxin disulfide as acceptor; ATP binding
Source: RefSeq, a predicted model, not a curated record